AUGGAGAAGGGCGAUCUCUCUACUGCACCCUAUCGGGGUCCUAAGCUACCAAAUGUCCCCGAAAACCUGGUGGUUACCGAUGUUCUCAACUUGGAAUGCGACGAACGUCUAUGGGUGCCUCAGGCUAACGACGUGUGGUUCCGCCCUCUAUGCUUCAAUGUGUCGCAUGGCUAUUUCGUGAAUAUCUUGCGCGUUAGAAAAAGUGGCAUUUUAUCGCGCCACCGACACACAGGACCUGUUCAUGCCACAGUGCUACGGGGCCGAUGGCACUACCUUGAGCACCCUUGGUGGGCUGAGGAGGGCGGAUACGCCUUCGAGCCUCCCGGUGACAUUCACACCUUGGAGGUUCCCGAAGGAAUUCAGGAGAUGGUCACAUUGUUCCAUGUGACCGGCGCAUACAUCUAUGUUGACGUGGACGGCAAAGCAUUGGGAAUUGAGGAUGUUUUCAGCAAGCUGGAGGCAGCUAGGAAGCACUAUGAGGAGGUUGGCCUGGGUGCGGGCUUUGCAGACCAGUUCGUGCGGUAG
Penicillium daleae is the source of this 525-nucleotide messenger RNA. Its product is annotated as 2,4'-dihydroxyacetophenone dioxygenase family protein. The coding region runs from base 1 to 525 and encodes 174 amino acids. The transcript has a single exon. The record is from RefSeq and is a predicted model, not a curated record. Lineage: Eukaryota; Fungi; Ascomycota; Eurotiomycetes; Eurotiales; Aspergillaceae.